AUGAUGGAUUUCCGCAAAAAAUUGAGCGGAUACAAAAAAGAGAUGUUGCGAAAGCUUCACCUGUCGAAGGAACAAAGAAAUGAGCUUGUAGAAAGACUGAAGAUGCUGAAAAGAAAAACUAUUGAUAAAGUUCUACCGACAGGAGACUCAAUUGAGGAGACAAACGUAUGGAGCAAAAUUGCAGACAAAUUAUUCCAGGGAGAUAUAGUUCUCACAAAGUCUGUUUACUUGAUUUCUCCAUACGAGCAGUGGAAAAUUUGUGUAAUAUUAAGGAAACAACAAAAACAAGUUAUCGCAGACAUUCUCGGCAUCCGUUCUAAGCGACAGACUAUGUAUGAUGGAGAAUACCCUGGUAUGAGGUGGACGAAGGGAGUCCGCUACUUCUUCGACGAAAGCGCGAGUGAGCAAGUUCAAAGUGUGUUCAAGAAAGCUGCACACCAGUGGAUGUCUGAUACAUGUAUCAACUUCAUACCGACCAAAUUCGCAGAAGACAGUAUACGAGUGUUUGCGGACAAUGGAUGUUGGUCCUAUGUUGGUAGAAUUGGUGGUGUGCAAAACCUCUCCCUGGGUGAAGGCUGUGAAAAAGUACGGUUUGGUAAAGAUUUCCUGUGA
This is a messenger RNA of Ostertagia ostertagi, 612 nucleotides long. The record is from the annotation of a GenBank genome assembly. Lineage: Eukaryota; Metazoa; Nematoda; Chromadorea; Rhabditida; Trichostrongylidae.